Molecule: messenger RNA, 1386 nt
Organism: Closterium sp. Yama58-4
Lineage: Eukaryota; Viridiplantae; Streptophyta; Zygnematophyceae; Desmidiales; Closteriaceae
Source: the annotation of a GenBank genome assembly
AUGGCGUGUAGUCGAAGUCCACUCAGUAUAAUCUCUUGGUCCAUAGUUCUAUCGUUUUCCGUUCUGAUGCGCGCCUCCGCUGAGAUCUCAGCUUCGAGUGCAGCACUAAAGGCGAAUCCUAUUCACAAGCUCUUCAACCCUUCCUGGAAGCAGCCUCGAACUAGGAUUUCGUGUCUCUCCGACAACAGGGGCCAACAUCAAGAAGGAGAGAAGCGGUACCUUGAUGUAUCUGUCGGGGGUGGUCUCAAUCAGCAACGAAGAGGAAUCGCCAACGCAGUGGUUGUUGCAAAGAUUAUGAAUGCCACUCUCAUUGUUCCCAAAUUAAUCGUACAUCCAGCCUGGGGUGACCAAAGCAAGUUUUCAGAGAUUUUCAGUGUCCCGCACUUCGUUCAAACCCUGAAGAAAGAUGUGGAAGUUAUUGAAGAUGUUCCUGCAAGCCUGAAUUUUUCAUCUUUAGAAAGGCUUGCCUCUAUAAGCCUCCCUUCAGAAGCCCUUGAGCCAGAAUGGUACAUCAAGAAUGCGUUUCCAGUCCUUCAGAAAUACGGGCUCCUUGUGUUGAAUUACUUCUUCAUGCAGCUUCGAGAAGAUCUUCCAACACCACUUCAGCACUUGAGAUGUCGUGCUCAGUACCAUGCUCUUCAGUUCGUGAGCCCUAUUUUAAGCAUGGGUCUUCAGGCUGUUCAGAAGCUUCAGAGCUCUGGACCUUAUGUAGCUGUUCAUCUACGAUAUGAACCUGACUGGAUUGUCCAUACAGGCUGCCUGUAUGAUGAAGCAACAAACGCGUACAUGAAGAAAUGGGCGUCUGAGAGAAACAUUCAGUUUCAGUCCAACGUCACAGAAAGCGAAUUGAGAAAACAAGCAGGUCUUUGCCCCAUAACCCCUCAAGAAACGGCUUACAUUCUGAAGGCUUUGGGAGUUGACAGUAUGACAACCAUCUACAUUGCUGGAGGAGCGAUGAAUGAUGGAGCAAGGCUUAUGAGGCCAUUGCAUCGAGCAUUUCCUCGCCACAUUGCAACGAAGGACGACUUAUUGAAAAACACAGUAAACGAGCUGGUCGGCAGACCAUCUGUGCUUGCUGCUAUCGACUACAUUGUCUGCCUUCACAGUGAUUUCUUUAUGAUGACUGCUGGUGGCAACAUGGGAAUGAUGCUACGAGGUCACCGCUUCUACCUUGGGGAUUUCAAAGAAACAUUUCAACCAUACGGACCUGCUCUGGUUCCAGCACUUUCAGGGUCCAGGCCCAACAUGACCAUGCUGGGAGAUAUCCUGGCGCAGCAACGCAUCCACAAGGCACUAGAUCCUCUGAAUGCAAGAAGGCUACUGAAGUUCUUUGACCGCCCUUGGGAAUGUGUUUGUGAAAAAUCUCCAGAUCAUAGUACAAUAUAG